Plasmodium malariae is the source of this 1188-nucleotide messenger RNA. It is a transcript of the gene WDR82, whose product is annotated as WD repeat-containing protein 82, putative. The transcript is spliced from 4 exons. Lineage: Eukaryota; Apicomplexa; Aconoidasida; Haemosporida; Plasmodiidae. Gene Ontology annotation, molecular function: protein binding; chromatin binding. The coding region runs from base 1 to 1188 and encodes 395 amino acids. Gene Ontology annotation, cellular component: Set1C/COMPASS complex. The record is from RefSeq and is a predicted model, not a curated record.
AUGAAUACUGUGUCAUAUAAGAAAAUAAAAUUAACGGAUGAUGUGGUAAAAAAAUUUGAGGUUUUAAGAGCCUUCAAGUACAAACAAUCAAUAACAAAAAACAUAUCAUGGAGCUACAACGGGGAAUUAUUGUUAACAUCCAAUGCAAAUGAUUCAAUAACAGUAUAUAGUUUAGUAAAAGGGAAUAGUAUAAAAACAUUGCAUAGCAAAAAUUGUGGUGUUGAUGUUGUAAGAUUUUUAAGCAAUACAAAUGAUGUUAUAGUUUGCUCAACAAAGUCGAAUAAUUUAGAACAUAAACAGUUUUUAAGAUUUUGGGAUGUCAAAGAAAAUAAAUAUUUAAAAUCGUUACCACAAAAUGGUAAUAUAUGUGAAUUAAAUGGAAUUAAUGUAAAUCAAAAUAAAAAAUUAAUGUUAGUUAAUUCUGAUGAUGGUCAUGUAAAAUUAUAUUAUUUUAAUUGUGAUACUCCAUUAAUUUUAUAUAAAUCUGAUUUUAUGAGACCUGUUUCUUCUUUUGAUAAUGAAGGAGUUAUAUUUGCUGCAUCAUAUGGAAAAAAAGAAAUUCAUUUUUAUGAUAUAUUAAUGUAUGACCGUGGUGAAUAUAAUAUUUUUAAUUUAAAAAAUAAUAUGAACAAUGAUGAGUUUAUUACAAACCUUUUUUUUACUCCUAAUAAUAAAUUCAUUAUUGUAUCAACUAAUGAAAAUAAUCAUUUUAAAAUUGAUUCAAUUACUGGUAAUUUUAUUUGUUCAUAUAAAUAUCCUGAUAGUAUAUGUUCUGAACAAAGCAAUUCAGAUGAUUUAAUAAAUAGCUAUAUGCACAUGAUAAAAAAUAAAAUAAAAAAAAAAGAAAGAAAAAAUAAAGAAAUGAAAAAUACAUUAACUUCAUUUUUAACCCAUAACAAUACCUACGAUCAUUUACUAAAUGGAUCAAAUAAUGAGGAUUUAAAUUUAAAUUCCACUUAUGAACCUUCGAAUUCAUGUAAUAUCUUUAUACCAACCAUUUCGCCAGAUGGGCAAUAUGUCAUGUGCGGUUGGAAAGAUUCAGGUAUUCACGUUUGGAAUGAAGAAGGAAAUUAUGUAACAUCUUUAUAUGGCCAUGAAGGGCCCCCCAAUAAUGUGAGUUUCAAUCCCAAGUGUUCCAUACUGGCGUCAAGCUGCUUAAAUGUAGCUCUGUGGCAGCCAUCAAUAUAA